UUCUUCGAGGCCAGGACUGGGUGAUGGUGUCGCUACUCCCGCCACAGUCUGACGUCACGCUGCCAGGCCCUGCCAGACUGGAGGGCGAACGCCAAGGGGACCUCAUGCAGGCACCGGGCCUCCCAGGAUCCCCUGCCCCACAGAGUAAGCAUGCCGGCUUCAGCUGCUCGUCAUUUGUGCCUGACGGCCCUCCAGAGAGGGCACCCUCACUGCCCCCACACAGCCCCAGCGUCGCGUCACCAGGCCCCGAGCAAGUCCAGGGCCACUGCCCAGCUGGCCCCGGCCCAGGCCCCUUCCGGCUGUCACCCUCGGACAAGUAUCCUGGCUUUGGCUUUGAGGAGGGCCCAGCAAGCAGCCCUGGGCGCUUCCUCAAGGGCAGCCACGUGCCAUUCCACCCAUACAAGCGGCAUUUCCAUGAGGACGUCUUUCCCGAGGCCCAGACCGCCCUGGCCCUUGAUGGACACUCCUUUAAGACCUCAGGGGCACUGGAAGCCUUCGAGGAGAUUCCCGUGGAUGUUGGGGAGGCCGAGGCCUUCCUGCCUGGUUUCUCAGCAGAGGCCUGGUGCAACGGGCUCCCCUACCCCAGCCAGGAGCAUGGCCCCCAAGUCCUGGGGUCGGAGGUCAAGGUCAAGCCCUCUCUGGAGAGUGGUCCUGGGAUGUACUGCUACCAGCCCCCCUUGCAGCACAUGUACUGCCCCUCCCAGCCCCCCUUCCACCAGUACCCACCAGGUGGCGGCAGCUACCCUGUGCCCUACCUGGGCUCCUCACACUAUCCAUACCAGCGGAUUGCACCCCAGGCCAGCAAUGAUGGGCACCAGCCUCUCUUCCCCAAACCCAUCUACUCCUACAGCAUCCUCAUCUUCAUGGCCCUUAAGAACAGUAAAACUGGGAGCCUUCCUGUCAGCGAGAUCUACAAUUUUAUGACGGAGCACUUUCCUUACUUCAAGACGGCGCCUGAUGGCUGGAAGAAUUCUGUCCGCCACAACCUAUCCCUCAACAAGUGCUUUGAGAAGGUGGAGAACAAAUCUGGAAGUUCCUCUCGCAAGGGCUGCCUGUGGGCCCUCAAUCCGGCCAAGAUCGACAAGAUGCAGGAAGAGCUGCAGAAGUGGAAGAGGAAAGAUCCCAUCGCUGUGCGCAAAAGCAUGGCCAAGCCAGAAGAGCUGGACAGCCUCAUCGGAGACAAGAGGGAGAAGCUGGGCUCCCCGCUGCUGGGCUGUCCGCCCCCUGGGCUGGCAAGCUCGGGUCCCAUCCGGCCCCUGGCACCCCCAACUGGGCUCUCCCAGUCGCUGCACUCACUCCACCCAGCUUCGGGCCCCAUUCAUGGCAAGAACCCCCUGCAGGACCUACUUGGGGGGCACACGCCCCCCAGCUAUGGGCAGACAUACCCGCACCUCUCACCUGGCCUGGCCCCUCCUGGACCCCCGCAACCGUUGUUCCCGCAACCCGAUGGGCACCUUGAGCUGCGGGCCCAGCCGGGUACCCCCCAGGACUCGCCUUUGCCUGCCCACACCCCACCCAGCCAUAGCGCCAAGCUGCUGGCCGAGCCCUCCCCAGCCAGGACUGUGCAUGACACCCUACUGCCAGACGGAGACCUUGGCACUGAUCUGGACGCCAUCAACCCCUCUCUCACCGACUUUGACUUCCAGGGAAACCUGUGGGAACAGCUGAAGGAUGACAGCUUGGCCCUCGAUCCCCUGGUACUGGUGACCUCAUCACCGACACCAUCGUCGAUGACGCUGCCUCCACCUCCACCCCACUGCUUUCCCCCUGGGCCUUGUCUGGCAGAGACAGGCAGUACAGCAGGCGACCUGACAGCACCAGGCAGCGGGGGCUCCGGGGCGCUGGGUGACCUGCACCUCACCACCCUGUACUCAGCCUUCAUGGAGCUGGAGCCCACACCCCCCUCGGCCCCUGCUGGCCCCUCCGUGUACCUCAGCCCCAGCUCCAAGCCCAUGGCCCUGGCAUGAGCUAUGCCUGCCAUCAGCUCCAGCCUUUGCCUAGUCUGGAAGUCCCGGCCGGCCGCCCACAUCGGGCUCACCUUAAAGGUCAAGGAAGGAAAACACUACCUGUCCCCUGUGCCACUCAGCCAACGUAUUUGUUAUCUGGCAGCAGGGGCCACAGAGGACACCACGCGGGAUACUGCCCCUCCACAUUUCUGCCACGUAGUGGUCCAGCUGGUCACUCGGGGGCCCUGCAGAGCAAGCAUCUGGGCAAGAAGAAAACAUGCUUUCCCCAGCUCACACUCAUCCACACUUCAGCAUCUCGCACAUACUGUUACUCAGACAGACACCCACACACAUACCUUAUACCUGGAGGAAUCAAUGCUACAGCACAGAGAGCCCGACUUCAUUUCCGGGGCAGCUGAGAGAUGAGGGCUUUGCUUACCACAAGCUCAGGGCCCCUGUGCCGGGCCAAAGAUUUCCCCCCACCCCAGACCCCCAUUCUGACAUCCAUGUGCUCUGCAGAUCUGGCCCCCUCCAGUCAUGUUCUUUCCCAGAAGCCCCCUGUAUUUAUUCUCCCACCUUCAUCCCAGCAGCCCAGCAAGAAGAAGUUAGAGAGCUCCUCUUCAAGUUGUCUGUGGACACCACGCCCCAGGGGCCGCUACUUAGCAGCACCUGCUCUGCCAGGCUCUGCCCAUCCUCAUACACACUCUGUCCAGCCUCCGCCAGGGUGACACACAGGAGGGGC
Carlito syrichta (Philippine tarsier) is the source of this 2688-nucleotide messenger RNA. It is a transcript of the gene FOXN1, whose product is annotated as forkhead box N1. Bases 24 to 1967 code for a protein of 647 amino acids. The record is from RefSeq and is a predicted model, not a curated record. Gene Ontology annotation, molecular function: transcription cis-regulatory region binding; DNA-binding transcription factor activity, RNA polymerase II-specific. The transcript has 8 exons. NCBI's taxonomy places the organism in Eukaryota, Metazoa, Chordata, Mammalia, Primates, Tarsiidae. Gene Ontology annotation, biological process: regulation of transcription by RNA polymerase II.